Salvia hispanica is the source of this 653-nucleotide messenger RNA. RefSeq names its product NAD(P)H:plastoquinone dehydrogenase complex subunit O (gene NDHO). Gene Ontology annotation, cellular component: plasma membrane. Lineage: Eukaryota; Viridiplantae; Streptophyta; Magnoliopsida; Lamiales; Lamiaceae. The record is from RefSeq and is a predicted model, not a curated record. Gene Ontology annotation, molecular function: oxidoreductase activity, acting on NAD(P)H, quinone or similar compound as acceptor.
GGAUAUCAAACCUUAUCAUAUCUAACACAAGUCACUAAAAUUCUUUAUGGCGUUGCUCUCUCACGGCUCCUUCUCCGGCGCGGCCAUUUUCCGCCACGCCGCCACACCGCGAAGCCCGAUUCCAGUCGUGAUAAGGGCCGUGCAAUCCGCCGAGAACGAGAAGAAGGUUGCUGACACCAAAGAUGAGCAAAAACCUCCUCCGGCUGCUGCUGCCAAGCCCAAGAAACCAGUUUACUCCAUGAAGAAGGGACAGAUCGUCAGAGUCGACAAGGAAAAAUAUCUCAAUAGUGUAAAUUAUCUAUCAGUCGGGCAUCCGCCUUUCUACAAAGGGUUGGACUAUAUAUACGAAGACCGGGGUGAGGUGCUGGACUUGCGCAUAUUCGAGACCGGUGAAUACGCUCUUAUUGCAUGGGUUGGAAUACCAACUGCACCAGCUUGGUUACCAACAGAAAUGCUAAUACUGUCGGAUAAGCUGGAUUACGAGAGAAUAUAAUACAGAUUAAUGCCGAUGGAGAUCAAAGUAAUCAUGUUUGGUAAUUGUGAUUAGAGUUGCAAAAUGUUGGGUAUUGAUAAAUAUUAUGUUAAUAAUUCCUUCAUUUUAUCAGUAACUUAAUAAAGUAUGUAAAUCAAUUUCAAGUAUUAUGUUGCUGCAA